AAACUCACAAGUAUAAAUUAAUAGAAUCCAACUCAAUUUGCAAAAUAGUAUUCAACAAUCCAAUUUGCAAAAUCAUUGGUACAAUAUAUUGACAAGAUCAUAUUUAUGUUUUUAUCAGUUCAUAAAGAAAGAAAUUUGUGAAAUUGCUGAAUAGACAUUUACAUUUUACCUCAGUUUCACUUCAAACAAUCUUCCCUGAACUUUGUGCUCAGUUAAUUCCAUAAUCAACUGCUCCUUCACCUGUCACAACCCACCAACUCCAAUCCAAAUCCAAGGACUCUGGACUUUUCAUACUGACCUGAAGAACCUGGACCAUCUUGGGAUACUCAUUCACCUAAAAUCAGGAAAGAAUAAACAGAAAAAUGAUAAAGGCCCCUGGGGCCUCAUGCAAGCUACACUCCACUAAGGAACAGGAGGCUGAGUUGUCAUCAUACAAGAUUAGAAAUGGAUAUGGUCUUUCCCACCUGGAACUAGAGUCAUGUGCUCCACCUGGAAAGCUGAACCUGAGAGGACCUGCAUCAGAAGCUAGCUCCUUUUCUUUUUCUUUAGUUUUAUUGAUUUUCUUAGACUUUCUAGAUUACUGGUGAGAAAGUAAAAGAGGUCAAUAAAACUAAUAAUACAAAUUAUUUCAGUUCAAGGAAUGUAAUAUUUUAUAUUGGUAGAACCCCCCACUUCUCUAUUUUUAAAUUUUAUUUAUUUAAACAUUCAUUUUAAAAAAUAAAUGAGUUCCAAAUUCUCCCCUUCUUUUAUUUCUGUUACCCUUUGAGAAAACAAACAAGAUAUUGUUCUAUAUUAGUCAUGUUGUUUAAAACAAAAAGACAAGAAAAAGUGAAAGGUCUGCUUCAAUCUGUGCUCAGAUUUUGUCAGUUCUCUUUCUGGAGAUGGAGAACAUUUUUCAUUGUAGGUUUUUUGGGAUUGUCUUGGAUCAUUGUGUUGAUCAGAGUAGCCAAGUCUUUCACAUUGACUGUCAGAUCAUCAGUACAUGAUUGCUAUUUCUGUGUGAGAUACUCUUCUACUCACUUGACUUUGUAUCAGUUCCUACAUUUUUCUAAGAACUAUCAUGCUUAUCAUUUCUUAUGCAUAAUAGUAUUCUAUCAAAAUCACAUACCACAAUUUAUUUAGCCAUUUCCCAGUUGAUGGCAUCUCCUUAAUUUCUAAUUCUUUGCUACUAUAAAAAGAUGGUAUAAAUUUUUUUUUGUACAACUAGGUCCUUUUCCCUUUUUUCGAAAGGAUACAUACCUAGCAGCAGUAUUUCUGGAUCAAAGAUACACAUAGUUUUAUGGACCUUUGGGCAUAGUUCCAAGUGUUCUUUAGAAUUGUUAGACCAGUUUCCAAUGCCUCCAACAUCUAUUAGUGUCUCAAUUUCCCCAUAUCCCCUCCAAUACUUCUCAUUUUCCUCUUGUCAUGUUACCUAAUUUGAUAGAUUUGAGAUUUUUAAUGUUCAAUUGUUUCAUUUGUUGCCAACUCUUCAAGAUCCCAUUUGGGAUUUUCUUGGCAGAUAUUGAAGUGGUUUGCCUAUUUCCUUCUCCAGCUCAUUUUACAGAUGAGGAAACAGAGGCUGAAAUGACUUGCUCAGGAUCACACAGCUAGCGCCUUAGCUAGAUUUGAAUUUAAGAAGAUAAAUCUUGAUUUCAGGCCCAGCACUCUAUGCACUAUGCCACCGCCUACUGCUGGUAACACUCUGAGCAUGGCUUUAGUGUCUGACUUCAUCAUGAACAGAAACUCUAGUUCUCAGGACAGCAGUUUUGUGUUUUUUUUGGGUUUUUUAGUAUUUAAUUUUUAUUUUUUUCUCAAUUACAUGUAAACAAAACUUUUAAAGAUUUUUUAAAAUUUUGAGUUCCAAAUUAUUUUCCUCCCUUCCUUCUCCCUUCAGAAGACAAUUUGAUAUACUUUAUAUGUGUAUAUCCACAUGCCAAAGACUCAAAAAAACCAACUCAACAAGUAUAAUAAAGACAGUUAAAAAAAAAAAGCUUCAAUCUGCAUUCAGAUUUCAUAGGUUCUUUCUCUGAAAAAGGAUGGCAUUUUUCAUCAUAAAUCCUUCAGAAUGGAAUUUUGAAGCUAACUGUUGUUGCUUACAGCAAAUUUUAAUCUAUUUCCCUUGGGCUGAUGUCAAUCAAUCAAACAACAAUUAUUUAAAAACUUACUAGAUGCCAGGCAUUGAGCUAAAUUCUGGAAUCCACAAAUAAAAAACAAAACCAUCCUUGGGGGAAGAAAUAGGAACAAGCAUAUCUUUACAAGACAAACAGAGGAGAUAAGACAACAUAUAAGGUAAAUUUGAAAUGACCUCUAUAUACUUUGGGUGACUGAAUACCUUUUGGGGUCUGUGAGAAGUCAAGAUGUUGGUUUCUGUUUAUUGAUUAUUGAUUUCUGAAGGACUGAAUGAUUGCCAUUUUACACUUUACACUUCUAUACUUAUUUUGAUCUCCUAUACACAAACUUCAUCUGUGCUGUUCCUCCCAUAAGAGUUCCUCCCCCUAACUGAACUUUCUCUGGCUUUCUCUCAUGCCUGGAAUUUCCUCCCUUCUCAUCCUCUUUUCUUCUCUGGCUUCCUUCAAGUCUCAGGUAAAAUCUCAGAAGCUUUUCUUGGUCCCCCUUAAGGCCUUCCCUCUGAAAUCACCUCCAAGUUUACCCAAAAUUUUAUUUCCACAUAAACAUAGCUAGCUUUUGUAUAUAUGUCAAGGUAUCCAGGUCAUUUGCCCCUUAUACCAUAAACUCUUUGAGGGCAGACUGAUUUUGUCUUUGUUAUUUUCAGAGGUUAGCACAGUGCCUAACACAUAGUAAGAGCUUAAUAAAUGCUCAUUGACUUGACAGCUCUUGUUAACUGUUAGUUCCUGGGUAAUGAAAUGACUUACUGUUGGACAUUGGCUAAUGGAUUGAUUAUUGGCUCCAUAAAGGUUUCAUCAAGUGAUUAAUACAAUGACUAUUGGCUCUGACAAUUUAUUUCUGACGGAAUGGCUAUCGGCUAAGUUUGCUGGGCCCUGACUUAUAAGACUGUUGGAACAACUUCCCAGCUAAAAUCCCAUCUUCUCCGAGAAAUUUUUCCAGAUGUUUCUUCACAGUGGAGCCUUCUCUCAAAGGAUCAUCCAAUUACCCAGUCUAUCUCACUUUGGUAACAUAGUUGCAAGUUGGCCCUCACUAAGGUGGUGAACCGACUUGCUUUCUGCUUUUCUUUGUAUUCCUAGCACAUUGUCACCGCACACAGUAGGCGAUACAGCCUGCUGAAAGUUGGGGUGGAUCACGUUGCCUGGCACGUAGUAGGCUUUUAGUAAAUGUUAACAGACUGACUGAUGCCCGCUCCAGAGCCAAGCCUGCAUUCCCCGAAGGCGCCCCCGAGACGUGCAGCUCCAGCGAAGAGGGAAGCCUAGCAGGGUCAGCCCAGAAGUCCCGCUGCAAUGCAGAGGGUUCCUCCGGGCCCCCUGAGCCGGGAGAACAAUGAGGCCCCUGCUUCUUUAAGGGAGAUACCAACGCGCCGCCGGGGGAGGAACGGGAAGCAGGGGAACGGAUUUUCCCAGACGGAAUGCACCCCGCACCCAGCCCCCGGCCUCCCGCCGCCGCCUCUGGCAACAAGCGCGUAUGAGCGUGCCCCAGUCACAAAGGGCGCUCUCCUCCCGCGAGGCGGAUGCCGGUUCUCCCCGAUCCAGGCCGCGCCUUCUCCGGGCGCUCUCUCCUCCAGAGCCCCGCAGGCGCCAGCACCUUGCCGAAGAGGAAAAUGCAAAAGGCAUUUAAGUGGGGUGAAGGCAGAAAAAAAGUCAGUCGCACGGUAGGUGCCCGGGCGGGGACGGGCGAGACGGCUCUGCUCGGGGUUCUGCAUGAGGCCGGAGUCCAAGCCGCUACAGAGCCGGACGAGCCCGGAUCGGACCGUCCUCCAGGGGCGGUCCUUUGGGCUCCGGAUGCCGGCGGGAAAUAGCCACUGGGCAGAUGAGGAGAUAAAGCCCCGCGGGUGUCCUCCCUCUCCUCCCCUCCGGCCCGGGCCCAGCCACCCCUGUGGGGAAGGGCGCGAGUGGUGCGUUCCUCAGCGCGUGCACAGAAUCAGUCUCCGGGUUGCGAGGCCCAGCUGGAAGCCGGAGCCUCGCGCCAGCUGAGUGCUACUGCCGCGAGGGCUCUUUGGAACCAAAAGGAAGAAGGAAGGCGGGGAUAGGGCGCCGGGAGCGCGCCUGACCAAUAAGUGACACCGCUAGGAAUGUGCUCACCCAAUGAGGGAAGGCGCUCGUGCGGCCGAAGAGGGAGGUUGGGGGGCAGGAGAGAUUGGGUCCUAGAGCUGGGAAAGGGGGUGUGUCCGCACGCGGGGACGCGCGCCGGCCUCGGACUGGCUGCGGCGGCGGCGCGAGGAGCCUGAUAAUGGCGGCCUGCAGAGCCCGGGAGAAGGAGAGGCGGCGGCGGCGACCCUGAGAAACCUUGACAUUGAAGAUGGUGAGUAGCCAGCCAAAGUACGACCUAAUACGGGAGGUUGGCCGAGGCAGUUAUGGUGUGGUAUAUGAAGCAGUCAUCAGAAAGACCUCUGCUCGAGUAGCUGUGAAGAAAAUUCGAUGCCAUGCCCCUGAGAAUGUUGAGCUAGCUCUUCGUGAAUUCUGGGCCCUUAGCAGUAUCAAGAGCCAGCAUCCCAAUGUGAUUCACUUGGAGGAAUGCAUUUUACAAAAAGAUGGCAUGGUGCAGAAAAUGUCUCACGGCUCCAACUCAUCUCUUUAUUUACAGCUUGUAGAGACUUCACUGAAAGGAGAAAUUGCUUUUGAUCCCAGAAGCGCCUAUUAUCUGUGGUUUGUGAUGGAUUUCUGUGAUGGAGGAGACAUGAAUGAAUACCUCUUAUCCCGGAAACCCAACCGAAAAACCAACACAAGCUUCAUGCUUCAGCUCAGCAGUGCUCUGGCUUUCUUGCACAAGAAUCAGAUUAUCCACCGUGACCUCAAGCCUGAUAAUAUCCUGAUUUCUCAAAGCCGAUUGGAUACAAGUGACUUGGAACCCACACUGAAAGUGGCUGAUUUUGGUUUGAGUAAAGUUUGCUCUGCUUCUGGGCAAAACCCAGAAGAACCUGUCAGUGUAAAUAAAUGCUUCCUUUCCACUGCAUGUGGAACAGACUUCUACAUGGCUCCUGAGGUUUGGGAGGGCCAUUAUACAGCCAAAGCAGACAUUUUUGCUCUAGGGAUUAUCAUCUGGGCCAUGCUGGAAAGAAUCACCUUCAUAGACACAGAGACCAAAAAGGAGCUCUUGGGGAGUUAUGUGAAACAAGGAACUGAGAUUGUGCCUGUGGGAGAGGCCCUUUUAGAAAAUCCCAAGAUGGAACUGCUCAUCCCUGUGAAGAAGAAGUCCAUGAAUAGUCGAAUGAAACAGCUAAUUAAGGAAAUGUUGGCUGCAAACCCUCAGGAUCGUCCUGACGCUUUUGAGCUAGAACUUAGAUUAGUCCAAAUUGCUUUUAAAGAUAGUGGCUGGGAUACGUGACACAUGGAUUGCUGGGAAAAACCUUGGAUGACAUGCUGCUUCUGUCUGAACAGGGAUGCAACAGUUUGUGGCAGAAAAAAGGAAUACAUAAGGCUAAACUCUUACCUGAAGAGUUUAGAUUUUACUGUGUUUUUUUAAGGUUUCUUAAGUCUGAGUCAGCCGUUUUGUUAGUAUGUUUUAAAUGUGUAUUACCAAUGUGUGUAUAAAUUUUUUAAAUGACCAUUGGUAGAAAUUUGACAGGAAAAUUCUUUAAGAGCCAAGGAAAGAUGAGAGUCCAGCUUUUCUGGGAAUAUGUCGCAAGUAUUUUAGACAUUCCUUGUCAGUAUUAGGAACUUCCAUAGAAACAAUGGUUUACAUGCUGGUCAUGCAAACUGUGAGGCUUUGUAAAGUAAACAUAUAUGUAUAUAUUUAUGUAUAUGUAAGUAUGUGAAUGUGUGCAUUUUGCAUUCCAUAUGAAAAAAAUGCCACUUCUGUUUAAAUUAUUCGGUGUGGGUUUGGGUGUUUGGGAUUUGCUGGUAAAUUCAGUGGUGGAAAAAUAACUGAGACACUUCCCCCAACUUUCUCCCUAGGUCCCUCCCUCUCAUGAAAUUGUGCUAAGUUUUUAUUUUUGUAUUAUUAUGAGACUUUUUAAAAAGCACCAUUUUGGAGGGUUUUAAGAGUGUCCUACUUAGACAUAAAACAACAUCUGAGCUGUAAAUAACAUGCAAAGCUGUUGAGAUAUGUUUAAGCUGAGUUUUCACUGUUCAGUACCCUGUAGCAGAAGGAGUUAAUUACAGUAUAAUGCUGUCCUGUGGUAGCAGGUUGGCAAGAUCAUUAAUCAUUCAAUCCUACACUCUUUUAAGUAACCAAGCACUUGGUUAUCCAAUUAGGCCACAGCAUCAGGACAUGUCUGUACCUGUUGCAUCUACAAUCUGGUACAAACUUGAAUACAGGAUAGUUGUAGUUCUGGAAACUUGGCUUGAAUGAAGUUUUAGUACUUGAUUCAGUGACUUUUUGAGUCUGGAGAAGUUGUCUAAGGUUCAAAAUUAUGAGGUGGAAGCCCAAACGAAUCCUAUGGUCUGAUUUGCCUGUCCUUAUAUGGUCUCUUGUUGAAUCACUGGAGUCCCUUCCAUUUUGGCACUGAUGCUGUUUUCUGUUGUUUACUUUGAGAUGGUGAUAACAGCGAUAUGGUUGUCUUAAAUGUUGAUCACCUUUUUCUAAUGUGGGAGAUAAUGUGUAUACAUUUUAGCAAGCAGAUGAAAUGUUGUGGCAUUGGCUGCAUCCUUCACAUGGGGAAACUGACCUCUAUGGUACAGUCAUUUUGCUGUGCCUGAAGCAACAACUAUCAGGAGUCUUUGAGGAGUUGGUUUGAUUUCAUCACCCUGGAUUGUUGUCUCCAAUUUAUUUUUCUGUUAGAUCAGUCAGUUAGUUAGUUAACUUCUAAUGAAGGAGAGCUUCCUAAAACAGAACUUUAGCCCUCUAGGUUAAUCUUCUGGGACGUUAUAACUAAGUUGAUCUUUAUAGGAGCAUUUGUAAGGAUCUUUGGGUGAAAAGUCAAAGUCAUGUUAGAGUAAUGAAAACUAUUGAUGUUCCUGUCUCUUCUCAGUUGUUUUAGCUUCCAAAAGUUUAAAUGUUGCCAUUCUUUUUUUUUUUUUUCAUUCUAUUCAUAGUCCAAAGUAUAAGAGGAGGGCUCUAAGCUAGAAAUUAAAAAGAUAAAAAUUUAAGUGACUUUGUUUUGAAAAAUUUAAAGCCAAAUGGUUUCAUUGAAAUAAAACCACUUUACUAGGUUCUUGGAAACUGAUUAAGUGCAAGAUUUUAAAUAUAUUUUUAGGAAAAAAUGUUUUGGAAAUUGAAGAUGAAAAUAUACUGGCUCUGUCACAAUUCUGUGAUUCCUCCACCAAGCUAAUCACAACAUUUGAAAUACCAUAGAGACAACUCUACCCUUCUAAUGUAGCUUUAAUCAGUAGCAGGAAAAAAGCAAAGUAAUAUUGUCUCACCAAAGAACAACCAAGACCCUUUAGCUUAGAGCCCAAGGUGAUCAAUCGGGACUCCAUUUUUUUUUUUUUUUUUUUUUGCUCAUUUUCUUUGUGCUAGUGUCUGAUUUUCCCUGAGGACAUAAUUUUUGGUCCUACCUGACUAAAAGUACUUAAUAAUUAUCACUUUUGGAAGACUUUUUUUGGUAAAAUUGAAUUUCUUUUCAGGAAAUCAUUUCUGGGAUUUCCUCAAGAUCUUAGUUUCAAAACACUUAUUUCCAUUGUAUAGGCAAAAUGAUUAUAAAGUCUGGGUCAUUCUUCUUCACUUAAUAAGCACUGUGCCCAGCAUUAUGAUUAAGCUGAUUAUCUUAGUGCUGACUUGACAUUUAUCCACAGGCCUUUUUGCCCAAGAAUAAGAAAAAACAAAAACAAAAAUCCCAAACCAAGUACUUCAGAAUUCCUGCAAGUAUACCCAAGAAAAAAAAUAAAGAAGACCAGUUAGGAUUUUUAACUGUUUAAUUGAACUCCAAGGUAAAUGCAUUUUAUGAGGAGUUACUGCAAUUUUUUAAAGACCAAAUGUUUAAAAUAAGUUUUUUAACUGCAGUGGCAGAGAUGUUAAAUCAAUUAAAAUAUGGAGUCUUACAGUUAGCUUUGCACUUGUUAUCAUGUGGAGAGACUGGGCCACUGUAGAUUCUUGGUGCUAAGGGACACUUUGUCGUUCUGAUGAAGUGGGUGUUAACAGUUGGAGAGUAGCACACUGAAUAGUUCUGGUGGCCUGUUCUUUGUGUUUAUUGUAAGAUGUUAUAUCAAUAAAACUAUUGUAGCAGCUACAAUAAUUCACCAGCAUGACACAUGGUCAAAAAAUAGUCAUCAGCACUUCAAAAAUGAAACAAACUUUUGAAAUUUUCUUUUAAUAUUGUCAAAUAUAUUUUAUGAAGAAUUUAUAAAAGGGGUGGGAAAUGAUUGUAAUUUAUUGUUCAUGACAGUUUUUUUUUAAAUAAAGUCUGAAUUUCAACAAAAACUUAAUGAAAA
Antechinus flavipes (yellow-footed antechinus) is the source of this 8417-nucleotide messenger RNA. It is a transcript of the gene PDIK1L, whose product is annotated as PDLIM1 interacting kinase 1 like. NCBI's taxonomy places the organism in Eukaryota, Metazoa, Chordata, Mammalia, Dasyuromorphia, Dasyuridae. The record is from RefSeq and is a predicted model, not a curated record. Bases 4408 to 5433 code for a protein of 341 amino acids. Gene Ontology annotation, biological process: protein phosphorylation. Gene Ontology annotation, molecular function: ATP binding; protein kinase activity. The transcript has 3 exons.